CAGGGAGAGGGGGGAGCGCGGAGCUAGUCGGAGAGUGAGCGAGAGCAAGAAGGAGGGAGAGGAGGAGAAAGAGAGCGAGGGCGGGCGGGAGGCGGCGGCGGCGGCGGCAGCGGUAAUAGCAGGAGCGGCCACAGAAGGCGUCGGAGCGGGCGUCGGAGCUGCCCGCCGGGGGAGAGAGAGAGAGAGGAGAGAGAAAGGGAGCGAGCGAGCAGAGGAGCCCGAGGCGAAAAAGUAACUGUCAAAUGCGCGGCUCCUUUAACCGGAGCGCUCAGUCCGGCUCCGAGAGUCAUGGCGACCGCAGCGUCUAACCACUACAGCCUGCUCACCUCCAGCGCCUCCAUCGUGCACGCCGAGCCGCCGGGCGGCAUGCAGCAGGGCGCGGGGGGCUACCGCGAGGCUCAGAGCCUGGUGCAGGGCGACUACGGCGCGCUGCAGAGCAACGGGCACCCGCUCAGCCACGCUCACCAGUGGAUCACCGCGCUGUCCCACGGCGGCGGCGGCGGGGGCGGCGGCGGCGGCGGCGGGGGCGGGGGCGGCGGCGGGGGCGGCGGCGACGGCUCCCCGUGGUCCACCAGCCCCCUGGGCCAGCCGGACAUCAAGCCCUCCGUGGUGGUGCAGCAGGGCGGCCGCGGCGACGAGCUGCACGGGCCGGGCGCCCUGCAGCAGCAGCACCAGCAGCAGCAGCAGCAGCAGCAACAGCAGCAGCAGCAGCAGCAACAGCAGCAGCAGCAGCAGCGGCCGCCGCAUCUGGUGCACCACGCCGCCAACCACCACCCGGGGCCCGGGGCAUGGCGCAGCGCCGCGGCCGCCGCGCACCUCCCGCCCUCCAUGGGAGCGUCCAACGGCGGCUUGCUCUACUCGCAGCCCAGCUUCACGGUGAACGGCAUGCUGGGCGCCGGCGGGCAGCCGGCGGGGCUGCACCACCACGGCCUGCGGGACGCGCACGACGAGCCGCACCACGCCGACCACCACCCGCACCCGCACUCGCACCCGCACCAGCAGCCGCCGCCGCCGCCGCCCCCGCAGGGCCCGCCGGGCCACCCCGGCGCGCACCACGACCCGCACUCGGACGAGGACACGCCGACCUCGGAUGACCUGGAGCAGUUCGCCAAGCAGUUCAAGCAGCGCCGGAUCAAACUGGGAUUUACCCAAGCGGACGUGGGGCUGGCGCUGGGCACCCUCUACGGCAACGUGUUCUCGCAGACCACCAUCUGCAGGUUUGAGGCCCUGCAGCUGAGCUUCAAGAACAUGUGCAAGCUGAAGCCUUUGUUGAACAAGUGGUUGGAGGAGGCGGACUCGUCCUCGGGCAGCCCCACGAGCAUAGACAAGAUCGCAGCGCAGGGGCGCAAGAGGAAAAAGCGGACCUCCAUCGAGGUGAGCGUCAAGGGGGCUCUGGAGAGCCAUUUCCUCAAAUGCCCCAAGCCCUCGGCCCAGGAGAUCACCUCCCUCGCGGACAGCUUACAGCUGGAGAAGGAGGUGGUGAGAGUUUGGUUUUGUAACAGGAGACAGAAAGAGAAAAGGAUGACCCCUCCCGGAGGGACUCUGCCGGGCGCCGAGGAUGUGUACGGGGGGAGUAGGGACACGCCACCACACCACGGGGUGCAGACGCCCGUCCAGUGAACUCGAGCGGGGGGAGGGGCAGAGCGCGGGGCUCCCCCUCCCCUACGGUCCACGGCCCUUCCCCGGCCCCCUUGUUCCCUCUCUAACUUCUGAUUGUUCUUUUAUUUUAAUUAUUAUUUCCCCGUCCCUUAAAAGGAAAAAAAAAAAGAUUAAUAAUAAUAAGGAAAGCAACUAAAGCACUGGACUAUCCUUUAAACGGUAGCAGGUGUAAUGAUGUGUUUUGACCUUUACAGGCUAGUACCCAGGCAAUGGAGUGGAGUGUCUCAUAGAGAGAGUGAGGAGAGAGUGUGUAAUAGAGAGAGAGAGAGAGAGAGAGAGAGCAAGAGAGAGAGAGAGAGAUGGCAAGCACUGAGUUAAAUACCUGGCAAAACUAAAUAAAUUAACCAAAAAGGAAAAAAAAAAUCCACCAAACCGUGAUAAACACAAAACAGCUUCCUGAUGCUCGGAGUUGGCACAUGCUGCUGUGUUGAUUUAAUGUGGAUCCUCAUCAGGAAAGAGGGAAAAAUACACAUGUGCUUUGAUGUAGUCAAAAUUUAACCACAUAAAUUUGCACUGCAAGAAAAUUGAAGUUUACAUGAACAAAUUCAUGAACAGAUUUUUCUUUCUCCCACCGUUAAUUUUGAAAUUGCCGGGUUUUGUUUUGUUUUGUUUUAUCCAGCAGAGAGAGUUGCAGCCAGCCCUUGGCUACUCUCCAUUUCUAACGUUGUCGCGUUGCCCCCUUGUUCUUACUGUUUGUGAACUUUGGUUACUUUCGGUCCCCCCACCCCACCCCAACAUUGGUGUAACAUCUAUUUGCUUCUUUUACCAAAGCAAAAAAAAAAAAAAAAAAGAUUGGCUUCGUACAAAAUAAAUCCUUCUCUGCUUUCAGGAAACGUGCAUGGUCUACCCGCUUUAUCCAAGGCAAGAAUCCAGUUUGGAAUACAAAAAUGAGUCAAGCAUUGGUUUUUGUUACCAGCCACAAAGUAAACUUCAUUUUCAGGCAGUGUUUCUGGGGGAGGUUGCAGGAGGGGAGAAAAAGAAAAAUCGAUAGUGAGUGACUGAUUGCUUCAUUUUAUCAGGCGGGCCCAUUGUGAAAGAGCUCAGAGGAAAUGUGGAGGUUAAAUAUAUUUCCAGAGUUGUCCAACAGAAAGUGGCACUUUGAAGAGAACCAGGGAAAUAUAUAUCUUCAGAAGCCCCUGUAUAGUUCUCUGCCUUCAGUUUUAAUAACUUAAUUAGGAGGAAUUAUUUGUGCUGACAGCAGCAGUUAAACUUUGUUCCUCUAAUAGCUUUUUUUUUUUUAACAUAAAGAAAAUAAUCUGGGAACUUAAUGGUGUAUGCAUAGACUGUGUCUUACCACACAAAUACCCACAUGCAUACAGAGGAUAUCUCCACUCUAGACUGGUUUUGUUUUCACUAGCUCAUUUGUUUAUCAAAUCAUAUUUAAGGUCCCACACCCUCUUCUCUUAUAAUUUAUUACAGAAAAUACCAGUUUGACCUGGACAGCUUUCUUCUCCCUCUUUCACUAAGGAAGCCAAAUGAACUGGGGAAAAAAAAAAUUGCUAUUUUCUAUCCUUCCUUUUCUCCCUUUGUUAAUAGUUUUAAGUGCGUUUUUUACCUUAUCUUGAUGGAAAAUGGUUAACUCCCAUAACAAAAGACUCUACUGGGAAGUGUAGGUGAAAAAAAAACUUCUAACUGUAUUGAAAAUAAAUACCAUUAAACUGUGAUCAGUUAAAACAUUUAAAAAUAAUCAGCACAAAAGGGCGCUCAAAGGGAAAACACUUUUUAUUAAUCUUCAAAGUUUGGGGCUUUUUUCUGGUUAAAUAUUAGGCAAAUUUUUCUUUUAAGACAUUAAAUUCUCAAUACCAUAAAAUUAUGGUUCAGCAUCAGAUUAGCAUUGCACUCAGUAGUUAAGGUUUUAGGAAAUAUGCUUUAUAUUGUCUCUUCAAACACCUGUGAUUGUUUCAUUUUCAAUGUUUUUGCAAGAUAAAUGAUGACUUAUAAUGGGCAUAUUUAUUUGCCUGUAUUUCAUUUCCCCCAACGAAUGUCACAAGGAGAUGGGCACGGAGCUGCUGCUUCGGGGUGCAUCACGCUGCUUGUUCCUGAGGUGUGGGGACUGGCCUUUAGUGAAGCAAUCCAGAGCAGGGCAGAUAGCCAAUGGUAAAGGGAGGAAAUGAAUUUUCAGAUUCUUAUUACCAAGUGGGUAAGGUCAGAUGCUGGAGUUCAGGGGACGAGUCUAUAGCUCCUCUAACUCUCAUAGGUUUACUAAGAUGAAAGUUACCACUGAACCUUACCACGAUGUAUAUAUGUUUAAUAUCUGUCUUUUGAAAUGCAGAAAUAGUUUAAAUGUUUCUUUGUCUAUUUUUCUUUUUUUUUAAUGCUACCCAGGGAAAUAUUUUCAUAUCAUUUUUAAGUGGCCUGCCUCAAUGUAUAUUUAUUUCUUUUAAAGCAAAAAGGUUCUGGAAACUGUUUUUCUGUAGCUUUAAAUGAGUAGAUGAGCAAAAUCUAUAUGGGAUGUAAUUUUUUUUUUUUGUUCAGUCUCUUUAAGAAUACUUUGUUUUGGUACAUUUGGUUGUGCUUGUGGGGAAAAUAAAAACGCAGAGAUCCUUAUAUAUUUAUGUUAAAGUAAUAUUUUAUUAUCUACAUAAAACAGAAAUGCACAAUACCUUCAUAGUUUGUUCUAAUUAUUGAAAUAUCUUUAUUUUAUUUUUAAAGAUAGUGCCAAGUUUUAAGGGGGGGGGAGAAAACCCUAGACCUUAUACUGACUGAGUUGAGUUGUGUGUAAAAUACUUCCCUUCCUUUAUACUUCAUAAAGUUUUGGAAUAAAUUUUAUGCGUAUACUGCCAGGUUUCAUGUUUAUAACUUUCAGAGCUUUUCUUUUCUUUUCUUUUCUUUUCUUUUUUUAAGAGACUACUGUUCUGAUUCUAAUUCACUUUUCUUUGCAAAAAACUAUCAGUUCCAGACCUUUCAGUCACUACACCUAUAGCAUUAAAUUGAAAUGGUCAUUGGGUUUGAGCCUCGAUUUGUUUGCCAUUUCAUGGUCCGACAAAGAGAUGUUUGUCCCCUUUAAAUAUAUGCAGAUAUCCCCACGUCUUCUUCUUUCCAGGUUACCUUUACCUUGACUGAUUGUGCUUUUUUUUUUUUUUUUUUUUGGAGAGCAUCAAUGGAACUAGGUGGACUUUAAUCUUUACCCACAUGUUCUCACAAAAUUUGGGAUCUUAAAAGCAAAGCUUAGUUAAAGGUAUUCUUUUUAAUCAUUAACAAAUACCUUUCAACAAAGAAUAACUCUGACAAUGUGCAAGAUGUGUGUUUACCAAGUGAUUAUUGGUGGGUCCCAUGUAUGAUGCCUGUUAGGUUUACAGAAAAAAAAAUGGAUUUUGCAAUGGUUUAUAUACUAGUGUCUUUUUCUCUUCGGGCAAGCAAAUAGGCUCCAAAGCAGGGCGAGAGAGAAAAAAAAAGAAAAAAAAAAAAAAAAAAACGAAAGAAAGAAUGUAUGGAAGACACUCAAGGCUGUGAUGCUAAUAGCAGAUUGUUUCAGAUAUUCUUAGAGGGAACAGUAUACUUACCAAAAUCAGCUUAAGGUUAGUGCCACAUCCAAGCAGUGUUGGGUUAGUUUGCAAGUUUGCUGAUGUAUUUAAAGUCCUCCUUGGAACACUGGUUUAAGUAUAAAUGUCCAUUUUGAAAGGCAGUUUCUGGGCUUAUUACAUCUGAUCAUCUUUUCUAACUCCUAGUCAAUAUUACACAGGUCCCAAACAGAUUCAGCCAAAUGAUCUUAUCAAUAGUCUGAACGAGAAGUGACAGAAAGAAGAAGUGUUUUGUGACCGCAGACAUGCUGAUGGGUAAAAUGUUUAAGCUGGGUAUAGAUUUGAGUUCUGGGUCAAUAUCCUCCUCCAUUGUAGGCAGAAAACAAGCAGCAUCUGCCCUCUGCAGGGCAUUUUAGUGGACCUUGAGAAGGCGGUUUUUGUUCUUAGCCACAGGGGCUACUGACUGGAAACCAUCACGUGUUAAACGGACACGCCAUGGUUUUGACCCAUGCUUGCCGUUCAGAUCCUAAAGCUACUCAGGCAGUUUCAAUGCCGGUUUGGGGGAAUGUAUUACACGCCAGAGUGAAAACCUCUAUCACUGCCACUGGGAGAAAGAAAUGUGUGGGGCAGUCCUCCCUAAGAUGUUGGCUAGCCACAAUGACAAACCCCUUCUUUCCCCCCAAAGACAAUAAAUGCAGAAUGCGGCCAUCCUGAAAGAGCUCCUGUGUUUCCUCAAAAUGUGUCACUUUUUAAAAUCUAUGGCAUAAGAUGGGGGAGAAACGAUCAUGUGGGAGAGUUAUGUGAAGGUCAGAUAGAGGGAAUGGCCACAAAUAAUAUUAUGCUUGGCACUUGUAGCCAUUUCUCGGUUCCCAAGAAGUUACCUCCUGUAUAUCUGAGAUGGCAGCAACAAAAGCACUCUUCUUCACCUCCUGCUCCUACCAGUGGAGGCCACACACUGGUUGGCAGGGUUUUCCGAUGACAUGGCUUUAAUAAAGGCACUCACCUUUCUCAUCUUCUUAUUUCUCCAAGAGCAACUAGUAAAGAGAUGCGACAGCAACAAUGGGGAAAUAUGGCAAGUGAGUCCUUUGGUACCUGUGCACGUCUGUGUAAAUGCUGCCUUCUUCUGCCUCUCAUUUGCCUUCCUGUGAAGCAGCUUGUUGUAGUGCUGGGGUGCUGGGUGAGAGAAAUUACCGUUUUGUCACUGGUUUCUGUGAUUUGUCUUUGUUGAUUUUUCAAUCAGUUUAUAGAACCCUGUUCUAGAUUCUAUUGAAUUCCUAGACAAGUUAAAGAAUGAGAUAAAGAACCGAGCUUUUAACAGGAAAAGAAGGAUGGUGAAGGGAGGGUCAAAGGUAAAAGGGUUUCUUUGGGUCUGCUUGGAUAUUUCAACGAGGCAAAAGGGACAGUGUCUAUUUAAAGUGAAGAAUGCAUCUGGAGGUACUAGCAGUGAAUCUUGACAAUAUGACUAAAUGGGAUGUUCAGCUAAAUUUUAUACCAACAGUAUCCCUAAUGCAAGAAAGUUUACUUUUUCAGUGACGCAUCAUCUCUUAACUGGGGGCAGAGGGUGGUAGGAGAGAACCAGGGCUCCUGGUACCUAUUCUGGCCACUUGGUUCAGUACAGGAAAUAAUGCAAAAGUGGCAGGGGCUUGCCACUUGGCUAGAAAAAUCAAGGAAUAAACUUGCCCACCUCUGUAGAACUUGGGCCAGAGUUAUUUCAAUGCUUCCUCAUCUAGAGGCGGGUACAGGAGUGCCAGAAAAAUGGCUUUUUAGUUUUCUUAAAGGCUUCGCUUGGUUAUGGAGAUAAACAAUCAGAAUAUUUUCACAUUGUUCUUGUGUUUUGUGGGAAGCUAGGAAAUUUGUUUCCUCCUUUAUUUUUUAAGAAAAAGAAAAGUUAACUAACUCUACCACGUAGUACUUUACCUUAAUAACAACUCUGCUUGGCUUAGCUGUUAGAGGUUUUAGAAACAAUAUCAUAUCCCAUCAAAACAACCCUGGCCUCUUAUUGUUAGAAUUCUGGUUGUUGAUAACAUGAAGAUGUAAUUCUUUUUUUAAAAAAAAAAAUGUCUGAAAUGUUAUUUAAUACACCAGUAAAAGUGCAUCUAUAUCUUAAA
Molecule: messenger RNA, 7228 nt
Organism: Canis lupus familiaris (dog)
Lineage: Eukaryota; Metazoa; Chordata; Mammalia; Carnivora; Canidae
Gene: POU3F2
Product: POU class 3 homeobox 2
Exons: 1
Coding region: 289-1620 (443 amino acids)
Biological process (GO): brain development; regulation of transcription by RNA polymerase II
Cellular component (GO): nucleus
Molecular function (GO): DNA-binding transcription factor activity, RNA polymerase II-specific; RNA polymerase II cis-regulatory region sequence-specific DNA binding
Source: RefSeq, a predicted model, not a curated record